Ooceraea biroi (clonal raider ant) is the source of this 1481-nucleotide messenger RNA. It is a transcript of the gene ArfGAP1, whose product is annotated as ADP-ribosylation factor GTPase-activating protein 1. Lineage: Eukaryota; Metazoa; Arthropoda; Insecta; Hymenoptera; Formicidae. Gene Ontology annotation, molecular function: GTPase activator activity. Gene Ontology annotation, biological process: regulation of endocytosis; regulation of ARF protein signal transduction. The record is from RefSeq and is a predicted model, not a curated record. Gene Ontology annotation, cellular component: Golgi membrane.
UCGCGACGCUGCACUUUGUGACGUCAAUCGGAAGCGCUAUGCGCGUUCGCGAGCGUAAAAGUCGUGUCCGACUUUCCAAUAUGUCCACGUAGGAUCCAGUUCCCGCGAUCAGGAAUUAUUCGAUAUGAUAACUUCGUAGCUGCGAGAAUCCUUUGACUAUUCGAGACCGAUGUGACCAUGGCCAGUCCACGGACACGACGAAUACUGGGUGAAAUAAGACCAAAAGACGAAAAUAACAAAUGCUUUGAAUGCGGUAGCCACAAUCCACAAUGGGUCUCUGUGACAUACGGCAUUUGGAUUUGCCUGGAGUGUUCUGGCAAGCAUCGCGGUUUAGGUGUACACCUGUCGUUUGUCCGUUCCAUCUCUAUGGACAAAUGGAAAGACUUGGAGCUGGAGAAGAUGAAAGUCGGUGGCAAUAGAAAUGCCCGUGCAUUUUUCGAGAGUCAACCCGACUGGGACGAAUCCAUGUCCAUCUCGCAGCGUUAUAAUACAAGGGCAGCGGCAUUAUACAGAGACAAGAUCGCUACUUUGGCAAGAGGAGAGCCUUGGAGUCCGAGCAGCUCAACGGCAAAAACUUUUCAACCAUCGACAUUUACCGAAAGCAGACAAGAGCACUCGUACCAGAGCGACUUGUCUUCAUCUUAUCAAAAUAUGGACUCAAAUAACCUGAGAACACAGACAGAAUUUUUCUUUGCGAAGAAGCAAAAUGAAAAUGCCAACCGUCCCGACAACAUUCCACCCAAUCAAGGUGGCAAAUACGGUGGUUUCGGUUAUCAAAUGGAUCCACCACCUAAGAGUUCAUCCCAGGAACUGUUCGAUACCGCAGUGUCUUCGUUAGCGAGUGGCUGGUCGAUAUUCUCCUCCUCGGCGUCCAAAAUAGCAAGCAAGGCUACCGAGAACGCCAUCAAAAUCGGAGGGAUCGCGUCGCAGAAAGUUCGCGACGGUACAUUGUUAGAAGAUGUCGGAGCGCAGGUCAAUCAUUUAUAUACGAAGGUGAGUGACAUCACGAGACGAGGUGGUUGGGGUGACAUUGCUGGGACCAAUUCAGCCGAACAACAAAGGCAAUACGACUCCAUGGACCGAUAUCAGUAUUCCUCUAAUACGUACCAAAACAGCGAUUCAAUUGUAUCGAAUCGUUCCGGCGAGAAAUCAUCUCUCGUGAGAAGCUCCAGCUCAAAAAGCAACCUAUCUGCUGGAAGCUCCUCUAAUUGCGAUUGGGAUUGGAGCAACGACACGAAGCAAACAAACAAAACGUCAGUCACGAAGAAGCAGCCAAAAGCGGAAAAGAAGGAGGAGUCAUUGAUCAGCUUCGACACGGACAAUAAAGCACAACAGAAUUGGAACACUAAAGCGGAAGAUGACGCAUGGGAGAUACUAAACAAUUAAUUACAAUGAGAAUUAGCACGAAUUAACGAAGAAGAGUACCAAUACAUGUUAAUUUUGACAAAUUAAAGAGAAAGAAUGGACGUUAUAUCCUUACA